Magallana angulata is the source of this 1006-nucleotide messenger RNA. RefSeq names its product fucolectin-6-like. NCBI's taxonomy places the organism in Eukaryota, Metazoa, Mollusca, Bivalvia, Ostreida, Ostreidae. The coding region runs from base 26 to 829 and encodes 267 amino acids. The transcript has 4 exons. The record is from RefSeq and is a predicted model, not a curated record.
UGCAAUACUGCUGUUCCAGUAUACAAUGUGUUUGGCAGCAAUUUAUGUUAUCGUAAUUGUACAAUCUGCUGGGCUCAAUUCUCUAUCAAGUUUGAACUUUUUUAAAGAAGGGCAUGUUUUUGAGAUUUUGGAUGCAUGCAUUAUUGAUACCCAACCCCUUCUUAUCAAUUCUCUUGGACAGUGUGCAUCGCAAUGUGGAAUGAAUUCACUCUGUAUCGCUUUUGAUUAUUGCUCUCUUUACGGGUUCCACACCUGUCGAUUCCGCUUUGGACAACCCACACUUUCAACCACCACAACACAAUGUGGAUUUUACAAAAUAACAACUAACAAAGACUACCCAGAUGGAGUCUUUAUAAGAUCUCAAGGAAUAUGCAAGAACAUGACAGUUUUUCCGGGACUUGCAUUGCUUAAACCUACUCAGCAGUCGUCAACCUAUAGAUUUUAUACAGCGGGGUAUGCAGUAGAUGGUAUCAAUGGUACAGACUUGGCCGUAGACAAGUGUUCCUCAACAGACGGUGGUGACACAAACCCCUGGUGGAUGGUAGAUCUACAGACUGUGUAUUCCAUAACAUCUGUCAAAAUAUUCAACAGAGGACUGGAACAAGGUGGAAUACCUGUGCCAGAUCGCCUGCGGAAUGUUACUGUCACUGUAGGGCUGACAGAAUCAACGGUCAACACUCUCUGUGGCUGCUAUGUUGGUCCCGGUACUCUGUCUCAGGUGGUUAUCAUCGACUGUCCGACAUUACCACAGGGGAGAUUCGUAAAGGUCUCCAAAACAACCGAGCAUCUUACUCUUUGUGAGGUUGACGUGUUUGGAGUCACCGUAUAAUUAUCAUCAUGGCGGGUGUCUUAGCUUGAAAGUUAGAGUAAAUCGCUAUAGAGUGUAACAUGGUUAUAAUCAAUUGACGCUAACAGCGAAGGAAUUUUCUUUCCCCGUGACUUUAUUGGAUGUUAUUAACUUGAUGGAUAUAACGAAAAAAAAAACUCAUAACGAAGUUAAAUUAUC